Molecule: messenger RNA, 3166 nt
Organism: Pseudophryne corroboree (corroboree frog)
Lineage: Eukaryota; Metazoa; Chordata; Amphibia; Anura; Myobatrachidae
Gene: TTC12
Product: tetratricopeptide repeat domain 12
Exons: 23
Coding region: 292-2415 (707 amino acids)
Biological process (GO): axonemal dynein complex assembly; sperm axoneme assembly
Cellular component (GO): cytoplasm; centrosome
Molecular function (GO): protein binding
Source: RefSeq, a predicted model, not a curated record
CCUAAGCCUCUUCUAGGAUGUGCAGCCAACAGUGAUUUCUGUUCUGCUUCUAACAUUUAAUACUGCAGCUGAAGAAUACUGUGGCUGUGUCUUUAAGACGAAACUGAAGAAUACUGUGACUGUGUCUUUAAGACGAAACUGAAGAAUACUGUGACUUUUAGACUAGACUGAAGAAUACUGCGGCUGUGUCUUUAAGAUGAGACUGAUACUGGAUAUAACUGAUAACACAACUGUAAUCCAGACUGGGUAGCUAAAGAGCAGAGUUUCACAGGAACUAAGGAUAUUUUAACAAUGUCUGUAGAACAAAAUCUGGAGCAGUUUUUGAAGGAUGUGGAUGAAAUUGCUGAAAUUAUACAAGGCCUAAGUUCUGAUGACGCAACCUCUCAAGAACAUAUCAUUGCAAAAGCAGAUCAAAAACUUGCUCUUUUAAAGAAGAAGGAAAAUGAAGAUGGAAUCAGGACCAAAACAAACAGGACAGUUUUUAAUAACUCUCCUGCUGGUUCCUUUCCUCAGUCUAACUCUGAAAUGAGCCAAGACAGUUUCCUCGCCCACUUGGAGAAAGAUGCAGCAGAACGUGCCGAGAAAAGAACACAGGACAAAGCACUUGCAAAUGCACUCAAAGAUCUUGGAAAUGAGGCAUAUGCCAAAGGAGACUAUGAAAGUGCAGUCCAGCAUUAUAGUGAAGGGCUGGAAAUACUGAGAGAUAUGCAAGUCUUGUACACUAACCGUGCUCAGGCUUAUAUAAAAAUGGAAAAGUACCAAAAUGCAAUAACAGAUUGUGAGUGGGCAUUAAAGUGUGAUGAGAAGUGCCUGAAGGCCUAUGUCCACAUGGGCAAAGCUUAUCUGGGACUGAAAAAAUAUGAUGAGGCUAGGAAAUAUUACAAGAAGAUCACAGAUUUAGAUGGCAACAAAGAGAAAAUGGUUAAAGGUUACUUGAAUCAGGUGGACUCCCAGGAGAUGAAAGACAUGCAGGAAAAGAAGGCCUCACGGGAUCUAGAGGCCGGGGCAGAAAAUGCAGUAUCUGUGACACAGCUGCUCCAGAAACUCUAUAAAACAGACCAGAUUCCUCUAUAUUAUUCUGGAGGCUUACAGCUCCUAGCCAAUGCUGUUAAGGAUUGUACAACGCAAACUGUAUUCAGAACAAAUUCUGGAUUCAAUGUCAUAGGCGACAACACAGUAAUAAACAGAUCUUUGAUCUCUAAACAAGCUGAUCCGAUGGAUGUAGAUCUCUGUUUGUCUGUUCUGACGUUAUGGCAAGCAGUCUGCACUGGGAAUGAAGAGAACCAGCGCCUGUUUAUCAGCCACCCUAAUGUGACCCAGCAGCUCCUUGCACUGCUGUCCUCAGAUGUCCCUGAUGUGCAGAGCAAAACACUGGAUCUUCUAAGUAUAUAUUCCAUGACAGAGGAAGGAAGAUCUUUACUUGUGAAACAUCUACACCCAUCUAGGCUUUUAAAAAGCCUAGUAAUAUAUGUGACAUUAAUGGAUAGAAGAGCGGUUAAAGCCAUGGAUAUAUUGCACAGUCUGACACUGGAGCAGAGGUUGAAACCUUAUUUCAGGACUGACUUUUUAUCAGAAUCACUGCCCUUGUUUAAUCGCUUAUUGACAAAGUCGAGCAUGUCACUGGUCAAUAUGGCAGUGUUUCCAUUGUGCAUCGCUGUGAUAGGACAUCUCACAGAAGAUAGAAUUAUCAGGAGUACGAUGGCUGGUUCACUUGAGUUCUGGAACUCCUGUUUGCUGGCAGUGGAUGAGUGCAGCGUUCCAGCCGCUGGUCAAGCACAUCAAGACAUUUUGGUUGCAUUACUUGGCCUCAUGUUUAACUUGUCCUUGGAAGAGAACUCAGUAAUCCAGGGGACUGGCGUUGAUAUAAGUACAAGAUGCUUGUCUCUGCUUAACAGUAAAGAUGGGACCAUUGUGACUAGAUCAGUGGGCAUUCUCAGCAGGGUUCUCCCACAAUGCACUGCGGCAGUAGGACUCUCCGUUCAAGGAGGCAUUGUAAAGAAGCUCAUAAAAUGUCUGAAGGCAGGUGGACAGCGGACAUCAUCCUAUGCUGUAAAGGUGCUUGCUGUGUGUACCAAACAAGAUCCCCAGGCACAGAGUGAUGUUGUAAAGUAUGAUAAAAAAUUUGCCACUUUGGUACCUUUGCUAUGUUCUGAGGAUGAAAAAAUAAUUGGGAACACGGCUCUUUGCUUGGGAAACUGUUUCAAUGUUCCAGGGGCGGCAGCGUCAUUGCUGCAAUCGGAUAUUGUGAAGUUGCUGCUGACCCAUGCUGGCGGGGAUGCCAAUCAGUCCUCUGUACAACAGAAUGCUGCUAUAGCACUAGGAAAACUUUGCACUGCAGAGCCAAGAUACAUGAUGCGACUCAGAGAACUUCAUGGAAUUGAGAUUCUUAACUCUUGUAUGAAAUAUAUCAAAUGAUUGAUCUUUUAUACCAGAUACCGCAGUGGUGUUGUUAGUAAGAGGGAACAAAGUAUUAAAAGGAAGUUAAAAAUUAAUACAAGUAAAGUAUGGUUAAAAUAGUUGGGUAUUGGCAGUUUGGUAAAUACAUGUAUAUUUUCCUAUUACUUAAUUGUAUGUUUACAGUACAUGUGUAUUUUAUUGUAGCCAUUGAGCAUAAGACUUAGAACAGAGGUUCUCAAACGUGGUCCUCAAGGCAUCCCAAUGGACCAAGUUUUAAGUUUAGCCAUGAUAGGGCACAGGUGACUUAAUUUGCUCCUCAGUCAAUUUGGUUUAAUGAUCUGUGCUGAGCCAUGGAUAUACCUAAAACCUGGACUGCCGGGGUACCUUUAGGACUGCGUUUAAGAACCUCUGACUUAGAACAUCAAUGCAGAAUAAUUUUUGCAACCUGAUUUAUUUAAUUUUCUGGAGUUCCUUGUGACCCUUAUAUAGAUUUUUAUUGCAUAUAUAUUUUAUUGUAAAAUAUAUUUUGCUAUCUUCUUAGUUUUUUAUACAUUGCACUAUUCCCCCUGACGAGCAUUGUGGACAAAUAUUGGAAAGGAAGGUUUAGUUUUCCUUCACAGCAAAUGUGUAUUUAUUUCUGAUAUAGUAUUUCAAUGUUUACUGGAAUUGUCAGUGUUCUGUAAAAAAGUCUAUUGACCUACUAAAUGUUAAAUAUUAACCUAUUGACCUAUUAAAUGUACAUUUGUGCGUUUUAUGUAUACAUGAAAAA